Messenger RNA from Knipowitschia caucasica, 462 nucleotides. The record is from the annotation of a GenBank genome assembly. Lineage: Eukaryota; Metazoa; Chordata; Actinopteri; Gobiiformes; Gobiidae.
AUGAUCAAGGCAGAAGAAGAGGAGUUUGUGUCAGUGGAGGGAGAGGAGCAGGUCAAGGAGGGAGAGGAGCAGGUCAAGGAGGGAGAGGAGCAGGUCAAAGAGGGAGAGGAGCAGGUCAAAGAGGGAGAGGAGCAGACCAAGGAGGGAGAGGAGCAGGCCAAGGAGGGAGAGGAGCAGGUCAAAGAGGGAGAGGAGCAGACCAAGGAGGGAGAGGAGCAGGUCAAAGAGGGAGAGGAGCAGACCAAGGAGGGAGAGGAGCAGGUCAAAGAGGGAGAGGAGCAGGCCAAGGAGGGAGAGGAGCAGGUCAAAGAGGGAGAGGAGCAGGUCAAAGAGGGAGAGGAGCAGGUCAAAGAGGGAGAGGAGCAGGCAAAGGAGGGAGAGGAGCAGGUCAAGGAGGGAGAGGAGCAGGUCAAAAAGGGAGAGGAGCAGGUCAAGGAGGGAGAGGAGCAACAUGUAUUAUGA